Messenger RNA from Pseudopodoces humilis (Tibetan ground-tit), 4196 nucleotides. Lineage: Eukaryota; Metazoa; Chordata; Aves; Passeriformes; Paridae. The record is from RefSeq and is a predicted model, not a curated record.
UUGAGAUUCCCAUGGAAUUCCCGGCUCCGGAAUUCCCCAAGUUUUUGGAUUUCCCAUGAGUCUCUCGCCGCCGGAAAUUCCAGGUUUUCCGUAGGAUUCCCACCAUGAGCGGCCUCGGCGACGGCUCCGCGGAUCCGGCCCUUCCCGAAUCCCGGAAGCGCAAAGGAUCCCCCUGCGACCCCGGCCAGAGCGCGGAGAAGCGCCGGCGGGAGCAGGAGCAGCGGUACCUGGCGGAGCUGGCGGAGCUGCUGUCGGCGAACCUCGGCGACAUCGACUCGCUCAGCGUCAAACCCGACCAGUGCCAGAUCCUGAAAAAAACCGUGGAUCAGAUCCAGCAGAUGAAACGGCUGGAGCAGGAGAAAUCCACGGAUGACGACGUCCAGAAAUCCGACGUCUCCUCCAGCAGCCAGGGCGGCGUCAUCGAGAAGGAAUCCCUGGGGCCGCUCCUGCUCGAGGCCCUGGACGGAUUUUUCUUCGUGGUGAACCGGGAGGGCCGGAUCGUGUUUGUGUCGGAGAACGUGUCGGGAUAUUUGGGAUACGCGCAGGAGGAGCUGAUGAACUCCAGCGUUUACAGCGUCCUGCACGUGGGAGACCACGCCGAGUUCGUCCGAAACCUCCUCCCCAAAUCCCUGGUGAACGGCGUUCCGUGGCCGCAGGAGUCUCCGCGCCGCAGCAGCCGCAGUUUCCAGUGCCGGAUGUUGCUGCGGCCGCCGGAGGAGCCGGGAGCCGACGGCGCCGAAAUGCGACCGCGCUACGAGGUCAUGCAGUGCUUCACCGGCUGCCAGCCACGGAGGCUCCAGGAGGAGGGGGAAGAUUUCCAGUCGUGUCUGAUCUGCAUCGCCCGGAGGCUGCCGCGCCCGGCCCCCCAAGCCCCGGUCGAGUCCUUCGUCACCAAACAGGACACCACGGGAAAAAUCAUCUCCAUCGACACCAGCUCCCUGCGCGCCGCCGGCCGGACGGGCUGGGAGGAUCUGGUCCGGAAAUGCAUCUACGCCUUCUUCCAGCCCCAGGGCCGCGAGCCCUCCUACGCCAAGCAGCUCUUCCAGGAAGUGAUGACGCGGGGCGCGGCCUUCAGCCCCUCGUACCGCUUCACGCUGAGCGACGGCUCGGUGCUGAGCGCCCACACCAAGUGCAAGCUCUGCUACCCCUCGAGCCCGGAGCUGCAGCCCUUCAUCAUGGGCAUCCACGUCAUCGACAGGGAUCACGGAAUUCUGUCUCCGCCGGAGGCUCCCGGCCUGGCCCUGCCGCGCCUGAAUCCCAGCGUUCCUUCCCUCCCUCCAUCCAACGGCUCCGGGGGAUUUUAUUGGGAAUUGGAUCACGGAAUUCUGUCUCCGCCGGAGGCUCCCGGCCUGGCCCUGCCGCGCCUGAAUCCCAGCGUUCCUUCCCUCCCUCCAUCCAACGGCUCCGCUCCUCAUCCCGCCAAUCCCGGCUCCGGGAGUUUCGGGAACGCUCCGGGAUCCGCCUUAAGCCAAAGCCCCGGGAAUUCCCACCCUUUAUCCCGCGGCGGCUCCCCCAUGAACAGCCCCGGAAUUCCGGCGUCGCAAUUCCUGUCCCCCCGGCACCGCGGCAGCCCCGGAGCCGCUCCCAGGUCCCGCGGGUCCGCCGGGAAUCCUUUCCCGCCUCCUUCCUCCUCCUCCUCCUCGUCCGGCGGCAAUUCCCGGCCUUUUCCCAACUCCACGCUUCCCGAUCCAUCGGCGUUCCCGCGGCAACCCAGCUCCCAAAACUCUCCGGGACGUUUGGGCGGGAAGAACGAAUCCAAGGACGGCGAUCCCGACAAAACGGCCGACGCCGGAAUUCCGGGAAUUCUCCCGGGAUCGGACGGGAACGAUGCCAAGUGUCCUCCCCAAGCCACCAGCCAGCGGCUGGUGCAGCUCCUGGCCAGCACGGCCGAGCAGCAGCUGCGGCACCGCGGCGAUCCCGAAAUUCCCAAGGAUUCUUUGGGAUCGGGAGCGGGGAAUUGCGGCGGUUCCUCGUCGUCGUGUCCGUCGUCGCACAGCUCGCUGACGGAGCGCCACAAAAUCCUGCACCGGCUGCUCCAGGAGGGAAAUCCCACGGAUCCUGCGGCGGGGAGUAACGAGGAGAAGAAGGAGAACAACGGGAACGCGGCGCCGGAGAAAAAGGAAUCCAAGGAUCAUCAGCUGCUCCGGUACCUCCUGGAUAAGGACGAGAAGGAGUCGGGAGCCGGGAUCAGCCUGGACGACGUCAAGGUCAAGAUGGAAAAGGGGGAAAAUUCCGAGGCCGUUCCCAAAAUUCCCGUGGGAGAAGAGGGAAAGGCGGAGCCGCAGGGGCAGUUCUCGGCCGAGCUGGAGCAGCUGGAUCAGCUCCUGCCUUCCUUGGAAAAACCGGCGCCGAUUCCCGGGAUUUGCGGCCCGGAAAGGAACGAAUCCGGAAAUUCCGGAGUGUCCGGAGGGACCAGAGCCCCCGCGGGAAUUCCGGAGCUGGAGCUGGGCGUGGCCGAGGCCGGUUUGGGAAUCGCGGGGAUCGCGGGGAUCGCGGAGCCGGUGCCGUGGGCGGAUCCGGGAACGUCGGCGCUGCCCCGCGGGGCCCUGCCCAAGGACGAGCCGUGCCCCCUGGACGAGCUGCUGUGCCCGCCCACCACGGCCGAGGGCCGCAGCGACGAGAAGGCGCUGCUGGAGCAGUUGGUCAAUUUCCUGAGCGGGAAGGACGAGACGGAGCUGGCGGAGCUCGACCGCGCCCUCGGCAUCGACAAACUCGUCCAGGGCGGCGGCCUGGAAGCGUUGACGGAGCGAUUCCAACCCCACCAAUCCACGCCCUCCCCGCUGCUCCUGGAGCAAAAACCGGGAAUGUUCUCCCAAACUUUCCCACCUUCCUCAUCCUCCUCAUCCUCCUCCUCCUCCUCCUCCUCCUCCUCGGCCUCUCCGAGCGCCAACAUUCCUGGGAAUUUCCCGGGAAUGCUCCGGCAGAAAGCGCCGCCCUUCGGAGCCGUCGCCGUCCCUCCUCCUCCUCCUCCUCCUCCUCCUCCUCCUCCCGCCCGUGGAACAUUCCCGAAUAAUUCCAUGGGAAUUCCGGCCCGGCAGCCUCUGAGCCGCCCUCCCAGCGCUCCCAACCAGCUCCGCCUGCAGCUCCAGCAGCGCCUCCAGGGCCAGCAGCAGCUGAUCCAUCAGAACCGCCAGGCGCUCCUCAACCAGUUUGGAUCUCCCGUGGGGAUCUCCAUGAGGCCGGGGAUGCAGCAGCAGCUGGCGCCGCAGCCGCCGCUGAACGCUCAGAUGUUGGCGCAGCGGCAGCGCGAGCUCUACAGCCAACAGCACCGGCAGCGGCAGCUGAUGCAGCAACGCGCCCUCCUCAUGCGGCAGCAGAAUUUCGGGAAUUCCGCCGCCGGAAUUCCCAUGGGAAACCCGAGGUUGGCUCAAGCCCCGCCCCAGCAGUUCCCGUAUCCCCCCGGUUACGGUACGAACGCCGGGAAUGCCGGCGGAUCCGCGUUCUCCGGAGAGGCGGCGGCGUUGGGGAAUCGUGGAUCGCUGGGGAAUCGCGGGAUGAUGGGAGCGCAGUUCGGAGCCGGAGCCGGGAUGGGCCCGGCGGGGAUCCAGCAGAAUUUGUUCCAAUAUUCGGGAUCAGGGAUGGCGCAGCAGAGCGACGGCGCCUUCGCGCCCGCGCUGAGCCCCGGCAGCCCCCUGAUGUCACCGCAGCUGCCGCCGGCGCCGCCCGCGCCCGGAUACCAAUCGCCGGAAGUGAAAUCAUGGAAUAACGGGGUGUUCGGGCAGGCUCCGGCGGCUCCGGCGGCUCCGGCGGGAAUGUACAACAACAUGAGCAUCACCGUGUCCAUGGGCGGCUCCGGCGGCACCGGCGCCGUUCCCAGCAUGGCAGCCAUGGCCGGCGGAAUUCCCAUGAAUUCCAUGAUGGCCGGGAUGAAUUCCAUGUGCUCCGAGCAGGUCCCGGACGCGGCGCUGAGACCUCCAGGGCUCUUCUGUAACCAGCUGGGCUCCGGGGAGCUGCUCAAGGCCGAGCCCGACGGCGCCCAGGUCCAGCAGGUCCAGGUGUUCGCCGACGUCCAGUGCACGGUGAAUUUGGUGGGAGAUCCCUACCUCAACCCGCCGGCUCCGUUGGCCAAUCCCAAAAAUCCCGCUCCGCCGCCUCCGCCGGGACAAGGGAAGAGCCUCCUGCAGCAGCUGCUGACGGAAUAAAAUCCCCGGGAAAACGUCGGGAAUUCCCAAAAAAAAAAAAAAAAAAAAAAAAAA